Molecule: messenger RNA, 3893 nt
Organism: Belonocnema kinseyi
Lineage: Eukaryota; Metazoa; Arthropoda; Insecta; Hymenoptera; Cynipidae
Gene: MESR3
Exons: 4
Coding region: 317-1126 (269 amino acids)
Biological process (GO): regulation of transcription by RNA polymerase II
Cellular component (GO): nucleus
Molecular function (GO): DNA-binding transcription factor activity, RNA polymerase II-specific; RNA polymerase II cis-regulatory region sequence-specific DNA binding
Source: RefSeq, a predicted model, not a curated record
UUCCAUUCAGUCACCUACCAUCUUUCACGCGGGAGAGAUCCUCUCGCCGUGUUAAACUAGCUUUUUAACACUGACCGCGAAAAUUUAAACAUGAUCUAGUUUUUUUUUUAUUAUUUAAAAGACCUCGUUACUUUCAUUUGACUGUUAACCUUGGCCCUAAAUGGUCCGUGUAACUUGUUGAUUAAGUGUGCUGCGCAAGUGCUAUUUUUUUAUUAUUGUUCGGCAUAAGUGUCAACAUGUUUGGAACCAUGGAAAUCUUGAUGUGGAAUUAACAAACACUAUUUUGUGAUCGACCGCAAGUCAAACUAACGUAAAAAUGAAUGCUUCAGUGUAUGCCUCCUCUUGUCCAACACUGCAGUCAAACUUAUCAUUACACAGUUCCUCAUACUAUAAUGAAUACAGUAGCUCUGCCAGAAGAAGAUUAUCAUCCACGGGUGAAGCAGAUACAUCGGCAACUUCAAGCUACGAGGGCAGUGACAGCUCAGAAAAUAGCGAUGAAACUCGGCUAGAACCUGUUACACAAGUCGAACGUGAGCAAGUCGAAACAUUUUUUCGAGGUCUCAAAACCCAGGUGUUCGUUUGUGAAUCCCUGGCAAACCUGUAUCUUGGUAAUGCGUCACAGCCGGAAGGGUGGGUACUGCGAUUCACGGGAAUUCCAGUUGUGGUUCUGGACUUAGGAGAAACGAGAUCUCGAACCAAGAGAAGAAUUCAAAUUCUACUAGCUGAACGAGGCACAUGUUUCACUUUGUGGAGAGAAACCAUCGACAACUUGUCGUCCUACAAGGUAUCUGGUCCAGCUUUUCACACUAUGUGUCUCUCAUCAGAUCAUACGAGACUAGCUGGAAUUAGUUUUGACAAUCCAAAAGCAGCAAGUGAUCUCUGGCAACACAUAGAAUGUCUAGUGGCAUGUCCAGAGAACAUCAGUUUGUCGGUGCCAGGGAAAAAGAAAAAGAAGAAGCCAACUCAAAAGAAGUUUGUACUACCAGCGAAGAGCAACAUCAGUCAGCCUUGUCAAUUUCAGCACGUAACUAGCGUAGAUUUAGCUGACAGAUCGCGAUAUUUUUCCCUGCAAACGUUGGUGCCACCACCAAACGAGCUAGAGAGCACUCAAGAUCCUAGAUUUUAAAUGACACAGUGCUGUGGAGAUUUAAAACUGAAGACGUCCGCGCAAAGGCGCUCAUAUUUUCCUUAGUUUCUUCUCCCUCACUCCUCAUUAUUCUUAGAAGCUGAGUCAAGUCACUCGCGUCAACUUCAAUCGUAGAAUUAGAUAUUGUCAAUUAAGAGAAGUCAAGUCAAAUUCAAAGAUAAUAUGGAUCACGUACUUCUCCCGUCAUUAAUAGCUUGCGAAAGUAGAAGUUAAUAAUUGAAAGUGUGCUGAUGUAGUGUAGCAAAUAUGUUUUGCUUCCGUAAGAAAUUAGACAUAUAAGCUUCUUCACGAUUACUGAAAAGCGUAUUCCGUAUAGUAUGUGACUUCUCAUCAACCUCACAAAAUAUGUAAACGUCAAUAAUUUGAAAUUAUAUUUUCGAAUAGUCUACAGUAUUUUGUGCUAUUUGGUUACUGUCGCACAAUUUUGUUGUCUUUUUAUUAGACACGGAUGUAAAUAUAUACAAAAAUUUCAAUUUUUCUUGACUGUCUUUCGGAAACAACUUUUUCAUUCUUUCUCCGAUAUUUUGUUGCAAUAAUCGAAGAAAUUCUUCGUGUAUCCUUGAUUUAACAUAUUUAUAAUGUUGUAAAAGUAAUGAUUGCAUUAUUAUUUCACUCAAUUUGAUCCUGAGAACAAAUUAAACUUCAAAAACCAAAGUUUUCAAAUGACAGUUUGCAAAAAAAUACAAUGUAAUACAAUUAUUAAUGUAAUUUUGUUGAUAAACGUUGAUACUGAUAAUAAUGUCUUCCAAAUUUAAUUUUCAUUCGAAAAAUAAUAUAUCUCAAUAUUUCUAUUAAAGAGUUCUGAGAACGUCACUAAUUUUUAUUUAUUUCAAAGUUAUUAUGAUCUUUAAUUUUUAUCAAGAUACGUGAAAAGUUACAUCAUAAAUUGAAAGCUAUUUUAAAGUUCUUUUGUCAUUCUCUGUAAUCAUAAAAGUAGAAAAAUCCAUUAUCGAAUGGGUAUGACUUGAAUUAUUGUCUUUUGAUAUAUUUGAUACACGUUGAAAUUUUUUUGUAAAGUAAUUAGGAUUUCGGUUAUAAAAAUUGAAUUUUUCAAAAUGCCUAUAGACUUAAUUCCAUUUGAAUGAAUGUCUUAAAAUUAUGUAUUUGUUUUCAAUAUAAGCAAAAAGCAAAUUGUUUAUAUAGAAUGUUAUGAAAAGUUUGAAAGCAAGUUUUGUAGAGGCUGAAUAAAAAGUUUAAUCUUCAAGUUUUCUCCAGUACAUGUAGUAUCUAUGGAAAGAAUUUAUUUGUAAGUAUAGUACUGCAAUUCGCAUAGUAAACUUUGAAGAUUAAAUAUAAUUAGCAAACUACAAGAUAUAUAAAGGGUUUUGUAUGUGCUUAUUGCGUAAAUAUCACGAGACUAUGUUACAUAUAUAAGUAUAAUAUUAUAGAAACUUACUAGAAGUGUAUUACUUCAUGGUUAAUAAGAAGACUGGAUUUAUUGUCCUAUAUUAUAUUUUAGCCAUAGUUCAAAUAAAAGUUACUGGUCGAAAGGACUACUGGACUUAGAUAUACAUCAAUAGUAAAUCAUUCAACUGUUGAAACUUUAACCACUGAUCUGACUCGCCGUUUUUUUUUUUUUUAUUGAUAGCAAUUUUUCAUUCUAUUCAUUCAAAGAAACCCAUUGGCAUAACAAGACUCUCUCUUUAAAUUCAAGAGGAACAUUCAAGAGGAUUUUUUUUUCAAUGAAUCUCUACUUGUAGCAAAAUUAAUUCAGUUUAUGUAAAAAGUACUUCCACUCGGUUCUACAAUUUCCGUACAAUACUUGUGUGUCAAGGCCAUCUUUUCGAGUAGUUAAAAUUUAAGGCAACUAAAAUUACUUACCUUUUUGAAACAUAUUACGAAAUUGCACGAAAUUCACGAUAUCAUAAUUUGUAUUAUUCAAUUGCCAAAAGCGGCCACAAUAUUCCUUUUAGUAUCUAUAUAGCAUAUAUAAUCAUAUGUUUACUAUCUUAAAAUAAAAAUUUGAACAUAUUAUUAAAUAAUAUUGUAAACAAUACGCGACCUUCAAACUAUAGGGUUCUAUCAUGAAUUUUGGAACUCACUUAAUUUUCAUUUGGUUUCUGUUACUUCAUAUACCGGACAAUUAAAAAUCAAGGAAUAUUAAAGAUUCAAGAUAAAAUACGAUCUUAUGGUAAUAAGUUCACGUAUAUAUUUAUCAUUGAAAGUAUUAUUAUUAAUACUUAAUGUAUGAAUGAAUAGAAAUGUUUAUGUAUAUCGUGCGAAUUAUAAAAUCAAGGACGGCAAAUAUUAUAAUAUUAUAUUUGAUCAACAUGAACAGCUCUAUAUUUCUGAAGUGUGCUUGUGAAAAUCUAAUUUCUCUUUGAGAAUUUCAGGAAAAUAUUUUUUGUACAUACACUGCUUGUACUUUUGUUACGUCAACCAGUCCUUAAAUUCACGAAAGAGGUUAUGCAUUAUACUGGAUAAAUUGAAAAUGACAUAGCAUUUAUCAAUAUUUUUUUUUUCUGCAAUAUUAUUAUUCUUUAUUUUCUUUUAUACCUGUCGUCGAAGCAACUCCUCUGUAUCAUAAAAUUACAAAAAUUGCCGCAGUUGCAAACAGAUUUUGUAUUUCUUCGAGUUGAUUGAACUAAUUGUUUAUCUACGACUGUGAUAUAUUUGUAAAGCAUUAUGUUGUACAACUUGUACCCACAGUAAAUUUAAUUGAUUUUUCAUACAUAAGGUUAUAUAAGUAUAUUGUCUAUGUAAUGAUUUGUGCUAAUAAACGGUAUCAACAUCCGUGAAACUAUUA